UCGGUUGCUACUAACGUAUGUGUUGUGUGCGUGCGUGUGUUUUCUUCGCACGGACCUGGAAAAACCGUCGAUAGUUUUUCCGCAUUUUCCCCUAAACUUAACUCGGGAGUAACGGGGGGCGCGGGUGUCACUUUUCCUGUGGAUUUUUCAGUGCUACGCCCCGCAGGUUAUGGACGCGGAUUCGACUGGAAACUAGCUGUUUUGAUAACACCAAUGGAAGAAAAUGACGAUCCACAAGCGGACGUACCGAGCGCCCAUAACACUCAGGUAGGAACGAGAAUGAGUAACGAGUCCGUUUAAAGCUCGGACAAUGAUAAUAACAGAACGUUGAUAAAUCCCUGCGAUCAUGAGAGCGCAUAAGGAAACCGCUCCCGAAGAAGAAAGUGCUGCUGCCGAUCAGGAAAUAUUCCAGAGAGCGCAGGAAACACAAGCGGAUCGAAGAUUUCCGGUGAACUCGUCAGGGAUUGUGGCGGUACCCCGCGGGAGCAAGGGCCCCAGGAGUCUCUACCUCAAACGCUAUGGAGACAGUUUCGGAUUUACGCUCAGGCACUUUAUCGUUUAUCCGCCAGAGGGCGUCACUGAGAACGACGGGCGUCACGCGGCCUGCGGCGCCCUCCUAGCCCCGCUGGACACCAUCUUCGUAAAGCACGUGCGCGAUCGCAGCGCCGCCAAACAGGCGGGUUUGCAACGUGGUGACCGUCUGGUGGCCGUCAACGGUCAACCCACCACCGACCUCACGUACCAGCAGGUGGUCAACCUCAUCUCCAAGAGUCCCGACUACCUUCAUUUACUCGUGGUGCCCAAGGAAGAAGACGUCUUACAAAGGUUUUUCCCGGAUACCGCCUACAACCCGGUUUCCAACCAGGAUAACGGUCCCGUUUACCCGGAGGUACCACUGGAUCGGGCGACUGCACAGCAGAUCCUCACGCAGCGUAUCGCACAGCGUGCCGCCCCUCAGGAGUUCCGGGUGGACGCCGCCUCUUGGCGGUACUUGAACCAACCCUACUUUCCAGAGUACGACUACCAGCAUCAUCAUCCAGGAUUAGUCAGGGGUUCCAGGCAGGAGUAUUCUAAUCGUAGCACGGACAGCGUAUUGGAUCCCAGAAGACCGCAACAACAUCAAGAGAUUUAUGCAGAGAUCCACCAUCCAAAUGAGGUGCAGCUACGUCAAAAGUCCCGGGCCCAACCCCAAGUGCCACUUUACCGUAAAAUGGGGCGGCGAGCGAGCGAGGGCAGCCACCUGGUGCCGCCCGGUGGCGGCGGCGACUACAGUGGCGCCACUUCGUUGACUUCCUCGGACGGCGAGAAUUAUUACUACCACGAGAGGAUGAGGGCGAUGCAAAACAAACCCUACUAUUUGCCUUCGAGUGGAGACGGUUUGGCAACGAUGGACGCGGGGUGCAGGUUACAGAGCAGCGAGGCGACAAGGAGGGAGAGCACUAGCUCCAUUUCGUCUUCCAUAGCUGACAGUAGCAAAGGCAGUACCACCACCUCGUACGAUUCAAACUCGACCCUGACCGGCCACGAGAUGGACGAGGAGGCGAGCCGCCUGGCGGCCGAACUGCGCGUGCGCCAAAGCGUACGUCAAAAAGAGGAGUUCCUGCGCACGCCCGUGGUACGCGAGUUCCACGGCAAGCCCAAGAGACUGGAACGACCCGUGUGGCCCCCGAACGGCACCCUGGGAAUCCCGUACGAGGGCGAUUACGGGGGCGUGCCCGACACGGCCGCGCCCACCGCGCACGCGUACUCCCCACGUGACCGACGACCUCUGGGUCUGGAGGGCGUGCGUGAGGCGGAAACCGCGCCCUCGUUUGCCGGCGAGGGCGUGGCCGUGGUGCAGAGCGCCGCGGCCGACGACAGACGGAGCGUUAUCAAUUACAUUUUGGCCUAUUUGUUUCCCAUGAUGAACCACUACCACCACGCCUUCCAAAACGUGCAGAAGAAAGCGAAGGAGUUCGAGACGUGCGCCGAGGACAGUCCCCGCACCGACUUGUCACGAAGCGAACUCGCCCGACUCAGCACCAAAGUGCUGCAGCCGAACGUGACCGAGCGGGCGCACGAGUACGAGGCGAAAACGAACGAGGGCGCACGAACGAAACCGACCGGUGCCACGCCCUCGCUGCCCGUGACGUCGUCCAAUACGUGUUCGGUGCUUAAAAGGAUACAAAAGGACAGCCGAUCCCUGGAUAGUUCUGGUAGCAACGGUAGCGUCUACCACGAUCCCCUGUCCAGUUUGUCAAAGCAACAACGGCUCUCCGGGAAUGUUAUCAUUUCCAGCGGGAGCAAGUACAUUCACUGUCCGCCGCCAGAGGGCGCAGCCAAGAGUCAAGAUAUAUCCUCAAACAACGAGACGACGUCGCGCCCAUUUAGGGCGCGGUCCAACUCGGCCGAGUCCUGGACAACCGCCAACGGAGACAAAGAGUCGGCCACGCCCCCGAUGGUCACGCCCCCGGUCGCUCCCUCGCCUCACUCCGCCUCGCCGCUCCUCGUGCCGCUCCCGGUCCUCCAGAUGCACUUUCCCCAUCAUCAAACCGUUGGGGGGGCCACGCCCCCGCCACGCCCUCACACCCUGGAUUUGGCGGAGGAGCGGCCCCAGAGGCCCGCCCGGGGGCACUUUAAGUCGCACGCCGAUACUAACCCGGUUGUCGUGAAGCGACGUAUUAAAAAUAACUUUGGUCAAGACGAACGAAACAGGCGGCCAGAGUCGUACCUGAAGGCGACCAAGGGCGACCAGACGUCCUUCGGGAGUGACCUUAGCGACAACGAAGAUUUGACCCCCCAAGGGAUGAGAAACCGGUAUAGGAAGUGGCAACCAUCCCCGUUCUAUGGGGACAUCGAGCAGCUACGCAAAUUAUUCGAAGACUCUUCUAAAGGCGGGAGCGGAAGUAGUAGUAGCUCUUUGGAUCGCGAGAAAUUCCCGCCGCCAGUGACUUCGGUGGUGCAAUACAAGAAGGACUCGAAAGUAAUCCGGGAGGGGUUGGUGCAUUGUAAGAUCCUACAGAUCGACGGGAAGAGGGCGGCCGACAGAUCCUGGAAACAAGUCACCAUGGUGCUCAAAGGACCCAAGUUGUUCCUUUAUAAAGAACGUCAUCAUCAUCAAAGUCCUCUGGGAACCUCGGACGUUUCCCUGGACCAAUCCCUGUCCGGAGGCGUAGACAUGCGCACGAGCGUAGUACGGGUCGCCGAGGACUACACCAAACGUAAAAACGUGCUACGACUAUCCAGCGUGAAUCCCUGCAGAUCGGAAUUCCUCAUCCAGACGGAGAACAGUGAGGAUUUAGCUGAUUGGGCCAAAACUUUACAGGAACAAGUCGCUGUCAGCACCAAGGCCGAACUAGAUCCGUCGUUCAGUAGACAACAAGCGGUACCGCAAACCCACCCGGCAUCGACCAGCAUUCAGGUGCAGGGCAGCCAUUUGUCGCCUCAACCGUCCGCGAAAAAUGGCAAAUCGACGAUGGCGGGUAGUACCAGAAAUCGAUCGCCUACCGGACAGUCGCCGGUAAGUAAAACGAGGAAACCGUCUGCCCAACAUGACCCUACAGUGCACACCAGUCCCAAAAGUAAAACGUGGCGGGGCAGGGUGGCCAAACAGUUCAAGAAGUUUAAUCAGGGUGGGCAUUCUCCUAGUAGCCCUACGGCACCUGAGGGGUCAACAUUCGGGGUGCCCAUCGAGCACUGCAUCCCCUCCCAAGAGAACUGCUACCUGCCGCGCAUCGUGAAAGUCUGCACGGACAUAAUCGACGAGAAAGGCCUCCAAAUGAAGGGAAUCUACCGGAUUCCGGGCAAUUGCGCCGCCAUUACGGCCCUAACGGAGGAAAUCAACCGGAACUACGAGGACGUGCCCUUGGAGGACCCCAAGUGGAACGACAUCCACGUGGUGAGCAGUCUGCUGAAAUCCUAUUUCCGGAAAAUGCCGGACAGUUUGAUCACCGCCGCCUCGUAUCCGCAAUUCGUUAAGGCGGAUAAGAUUGAGGAUCCUAAAGGGCGACUGGAGGAGCUUAAGAGGCUGGUGCGAGCACUGCCGAGGCACAAUUACUACACGUUGAAACACGUGGUGGGUCAUCUGAAGCGCGUGAACGAUAAUUCCCACGUGAACCAGAUGGACACGAAGAAUUUGUCGAUUGUUUUCGGCCCCACGAUCUUUCUUACCGAUAAUGACACCAUGGAGGUCAUGGUGGCCAAUAUGAACAACCACGCAAAUAUUGUUCAAAGUUUGAUUACGCAUGUCGAUUGGUUCUUCCCUGAAGACGAAUCGGAGUCCCCACCCCAACCCCCGUUGGUCCCUUUGGCGAUUCCAGACAACUAUGACGACUUUGAGGCGAGUAAUCAGGUACUACUGAACAACAUUGGCAAAUUUGAAGUUUCAGCAUUAAACAAGGAACAAAAAGAGAAAAACGGCGCCCUCUUGUCGUCUCUGUUUACCGCGGCCCAAAGAAAAGUGAUGCGCAAACCCUCGAGAAGCCACAAUAACCAAGAGGGCGGCGGAGGCAGGGAAGAACCGACCACGCCCACCAGUCCGAAAACUUUCGCCCAUUUCAACAUGGAGCAAAUCUCGGAACAACCGAAAAUCGACAAUCUCCCCUCAAUCACGGCUAAGGAUAUGGAGAAGAAGGACAGAAGUAAACCGCCGUGUAGUAAGCAACAAGGAUCGGACAAGGAUCCGUGGUUCAAUUACAAGACGGACCAGCAGGAGUUUUCCAGGAGGAUCGAGAAUUUCAAGCAGGAAACGGAGGCGAUGCUGCAGCGGCCCAGGACGGUACCGAUAUCAGUCGACCCAAGAACCCACCUGAGCUCCUCGGCGAACAACGUCAGCUCCAACCAGCAACGACUCUCGACCCUGAAACAGCAACAACAGCUACAGCAGCAUCCGGACUUUUUGCUUACGAAAACCCACUCGGCCACGAACGUGUUCACACGCCCCGCCUCGGCAACCAAUCGGAACUCGAUGGACUCGAUGGUGCAGUACAGCAAUAGCGGCGAGGCGACCACCCGGUACUCGUACAGUGUUGCCAAACAGUGCGGCGAUUCGAGCGAGUUGGACGGGAAAAUUAUGGCGUCGCGGUACGGCAUGAGACGUGGCAGUUCGGUGGAGAACGUCAACACCGCAACCGGUGACGUUAACGCCAACGGGGGAGGCAUGAAGAAGGUGAAAUAUGAGAACGAGAAUGACUGUCAGCGCAGAGGUUCCUUAGAGUCUUUACACAAACUGGCCACUGAAGACGAGUCCUUGCUGAGCACCAUGACCAAACUGAUCGACCAAAAACUGAAAGAAAAAUCCUCCCUCGGCAAAGAAGAGAUCCCGUUCGUGGACGAAUCUCCGGAAAAACCCUCUUUGGACAAGGAAACCCGCGUUAGGACAAGCGAUUUGUAUAAAAACCCCAGUUUACACAAGGGGGGCCAGUACGUAAAGCCCUUCAAGCCGAUUUCCAAAGAGAGCAACAAGGACCGCAGUACCGAAAAAGAGGAGGACACUAGCGCGAUCGCACCGGAUAACGAGAGGCACAUCUCGCUUACCGUUAAGAUAAACAAUAGUAACAAUAAGUUGAAACGUUCGGAGUCCCUUAAUAAGCCCGAGAGGACUAUCGCGACUAAUAAUAAAGUGAAAAGGAGCGAGAGCCUCAACAAACCGGGAGGUGACAAACUGAAACGGAGCGACAGUUUAACUAAAUCAGAGAAAACCGAGAGUAACAUCAACAAGAAACGGGAACUGCUGGGGUGCGGGAGACGCCUGAAGGAAACGACGAAGAACAAACGGAAAAACGGGAUGCCCGACCGGUCGAUCAAGAGGCGACACACGGUGGGGGGCACCAAGGACCCCGACAAGGUCACUUACAUCAUGGACAACGAGAACCAGAGCGAGAACGAUCCGAACAACGUGGACAACAACAAGGAGAAAGGUAUCAGGACCAGUUCGCCGGACCUCAGCUCGACCAGGAGGGGCGAACGUUAUUUGUUCGAGAUUAACCUGAUCGGACCUGAGAAUAUGGUGGUGGCCCUCAGGCAGCACUUUGUCGGCUCCUCGCGACCUCAGAGUUUUCCCGAAUCGAAUGUUUUUAAGGUGCCCUUGGAAUCUCACGUGUAGUAAGAGAGCGAGAAUUUGGGAGGUGAGGAGGAAAGAGUGAAAGUAUUUACUCACUUAUUUAUAGUGUCAGUCGUCGGUAAAGUGUGUUAAUACAGCUUAAAAUCAAGUCAGUUGAAGUGUAGCUUGAGGUACUUAAGACGUCACUAGUUUGACAAGUGGCAUUUAUGUAACUCGUCAUCGAUACGUCAGAGUACAGUGAAGUUUUAGUCAAGGAGUAAAUAAAUGAAAACUAUAGUCAUGGCACACUAGACUAUCAAUUUAAAUAUUCCAUUUAAUUAGUACUGAAGGGUUUUAAAUUUCAAUCUAGAGUGCCAUAAAUACUUUAAACAACAAAUUCUCUUAGUCAAGAGGUCUUGGAAAAUAAUAUUGACUGUCUUUUCAAGUUUACUUGAUAUAAUUAUUUUAAUAUUACUAAGUCCCCUUGACAAAAAGGAUUUAGUGUUUGAAAUAUUCAUGGCACUUCAGGUUGACAGUUUUAAAUAUUAAUAUAAGUCUCCAAAAAGGUUCCUCGUUUCAAAAUUGCUUCGACCUACAGGACGGUGAAGUAAAAAAUGAAAAUUGAUAUCCAGGUAUUUUUGGAAAUACAAACCUCGGAAUAUGCAGACUGUGGUAAUCAAAGGGCGCAUCACGCUGCACUUCUGAUGGUUUAAAAGGUCCAUAACUUUUUUCUCAGAGUAGUUCCUUCCAAUUUAAAAAAAAAAAAAAACUUGAAAGUUGUUGAGCACGAAAUUCAUUCAUUCAUUCAAUUAUUCAAAAUGUUCCCGAUUUUCACGAAUACUAAGAAAAUUAAAUUUAACUCUCUGCAUAACUGCAUUAAGUUGAAGAUUAUUUAUCGCGUCUUGAAUUCGUUGCCAUAACUCCUCGUCAUUAUUCACCGUGGUGGUGUAUAGCACGGAUUUAAUAUGUCCCCAGAAAAAAAAAAUCCAGAGGAGUCAAAUCUGGAAAACGUGAGGGCCAAUUUACGAGAAUCAUCAUUACCUCCACUAUCCAGUUAUUUGGGUACAGACCAUUCAAAUAAUUUCUGAUAUUUAAUGAAAAAUGUAAAGGAACACUAACAUGCAUAAACCACUUAUUUGUGUUAAAUACAUAAAUUCAUCAUUCAUAAUUUUUAAACAACAAAGUAAGCAACUACACUGAGAAAACAGUUAUGUACAUUUUAAACCAUUAGAAGUGCAGUGUGAUGCCUUUGAUGGUCACAGGGAAAGGGUGUGCAUAUUCGGGUUUUGCAUCUUAAAAAUAGAUCUAAAUAGGAACAAUUCCGGACUGAGGUAAGUUGCUUUAAAUCGGCCUAUUUUGAUGUCUAACUAUGUGGUGAGAUAUUGUAAAAACCUUUUGGGGACACUUGAAAUAUUUAUAGUCGGAACAUUUCCAAGACUCCUUGACUAAAAAUUCACUGUUUAAAGUGUCCCAUCCUUCUAGCACUCUAGAUUCGGUUUUCAAAUGAUCGAAGUAUAAGAACGUCAAUUGUCACGAAAGUAAAUCGUCAUUGUUACAUCACGCCUAAAUUAAACAUUUCUUUCAAAUUGUAAAUCAUCGUUCACAGAUUAACGUCGUAUCAACAAUUUACUCAAAUUUUAUGUAAGGGUCAUUUCACUGAAAUUUUUGUCAACCCUCCUCACUCUUCCACAGACACUGACUGAUUUGUAUUUGAAAGAGUGUAUUCCAAACCAAUAUGGAUGUGCAAUAAGAGAGUAUUGUUCUAUUUAUAUAUAUAUAUAUAUAUAUAUAUAUAUAUAUAAAAGAGAGAGAGAGAAAAUUGUAUUAAUCAAGGGUGUUGGGUGGCAAAAUACGGUAUUUCAAGAAUGUGAUAUUAGGUUUUAAGUUGGGUAACGAGAACAGUAUCAUUCAUCGUAAUAAAAGUGACAUUCGUAUUUUAACCGAUUUCGUGCGUAAAAGUGAUAAAAAAUAAAUCACGUAUAGUGUUUUGGUACCCAACAUACAUUAGUUAAUCGAUAUAUUGUAUAUAGUUUUUUUUCUUGCUAAAAAGCCGUGCAUAGUAUAGUGGAAUUUACCAGUUUUAUUUUACGCAUUUAUUGUUAUUAUUUCGCUUGUUUCAUUGUGAUUUAAAGAAAGAGCAAUUUUUGAACGUUUUGUGAUACAUGCAAUCAUAAAUAAAUAAUAUAUAAUAAUAUGUAUAAUAUGUAACGAGUGCUUUGGUAUGUAUCAUAGCAGCUAAUAAUAAUCACCAUUAUUAUAAUUAUUUAUCGAUUAAUUAAAACUUGCUUGUAUGGUCAAAGAAAACGCUGCUAGGCUGUUUGUAAUCUUGCCCGUUAUUGUUUUUAUAGUUUCUAAGUAUAAACAUUAUUACUAUUAUUAUUAUUAUUAUUGUAUGUGUUGUUGUAAUUUUGUGACAUUUGUAAAUAAAUAAAUAAACGGAGGAUUCUUUUGUAAAUAUAUUAAAUAAAUAGUUAUUUUGAGA
Molecule: messenger RNA, 8501 nt
Organism: Anthonomus grandis grandis
Lineage: Eukaryota; Metazoa; Arthropoda; Insecta; Coleoptera; Curculionidae
Gene: RhoGAP19D
Product: rho GTPase-activating protein 21
Exons: 29
Coding region: 347-6082 (1911 amino acids)
Biological process (GO): signal transduction
Molecular function (GO): protein binding
Source: RefSeq, a predicted model, not a curated record